Emiliania huxleyi CCMP1516 is the source of this 926-nucleotide messenger RNA. RefSeq lists its product as hypothetical. Bases 204 to 884 code for a protein of 226 amino acids. The transcript has a single exon. NCBI's taxonomy places the organism in Eukaryota, Haptophyta, Isochrysidales, Noelaerhabdaceae. The record is from RefSeq and is a predicted model, not a curated record.
CCGCUUUUGAGGAGCGGCCUGGACUGGCGGACGCGUCCAACCUCGCCUCAUCCUCGCCUCAGCCCAACCCUGCCUCACCCUCCACACUCCAUCCGCCGGGGCGGCGCCCGACGCCCCGGCGCGAGCGACGCCACUGGGAAGUCGGCGACUGCCCAGCGCCCGCCUGUGUGUCACGGGGCGCUGGCCGGCACGGCGAGCAGCAGAUGACUGCGGCCUCCAUCGGGAGUGUGACGAUCUUCACUGCUGUCGAGGGGCGAAAGCCAGCCAGAGGACCUCGCCUUGUCUCACCCGAGCGCUCGGCAGCAAGCCGAGCGCGGGCGAACCGGGCACAACGCUCUGCCGUGGGCCGAACGCCUGAGGGAGUACGACAACCUCCUGCAAAACACCGGCUGACCCGCCGUGUGUCUCACGCCCGCCCGUGUGUGAGUUUUGAAUCGGGUUGCCAACCACAAUCAACCAUCCCCGCCGACCGCGGGCCAAGGAGCCUCACUUCGGCGCGUCCGAUUCGCCGACAAGGUGUGCGCCUUCAACGUGACGCGCCUUCCCUUCAUCGCCAUUGUUGGCGACGUGCGAGACCUUUCGAAUCCGAACUACUGCGCCAUCGGAAUGAUGCGUGCGGCGCGGAUGGCCGAGUUCCGCGCCGAGGCCCUGUGCCGCAAGAUCUUCUCCCGCUGGGCUGGGCACGCACGUGCCGCGGCAGAGCCCACCCCGCAAGUGCCCAAUCCCGAGCACGCGCCCGCCCAAUCAAGCGAGUCGGACGACGAGUUCGACGAAGUCGUGGGAGAGGAGGAUUCUGCGGAGAGGUCGGACUCACUGUCAUGUGUCAUCACGAGCGAGCGACGGCAAUAAUGUGUUGCCCAAUGUCUCGUGUGUGUGUUUUGUGAAUACGACGGCGUGCCGUCUAGCCUAAACGCUCAUUGCUUGCA